AUGGCGGCGGCCGCGGCGUGCGGGUCCCCCGCCGGCCGGCCGUCCCGGGAGCAGCCCCCGCCGCGGAAGCGGGGCGACUCCCGGCGCAGGCAGGCCGCCCUCUACUUCCUCAACAACAUCUCCCUCGACGGGCGCCCCCCCGGCCUGGCCCCGCAGAAGCCGCCGCCCCCCUCGGCCCCGGCGGCGGCGGGGGAGGAGGCGGCAGAGCCGGCCGGAGCCCUCACCCGGCUCCUUCCCGCCCCGCUGCCCGCCGGCGGGCCCCCCCCGGCCCACGCCGUGGGGGCCAAGGGCGAGGCGGAGCCGGCCCGGCUGGCCGCCUUCCUGCCCCCGCUGCUCCUGGGCGGCCAGGUCGGGCCCCCGCCCCCCACGCCGCCCGCCCUGCCGGGCCCCCCGGGGCUGCUCAGCCCCACGCAGCUCGUCCCAGGAGGGGGCGGCGGCGGAUUCACGCUGGAGGUGCAGCGGCAAAGAACUAAGCACAUAUCUGGAUCGCCAAGACACAAAAGCUUGAAGAAGAUGCACUUCAUCAAGAAUAUGAGACAAUAUGAUACAAAGAAUAGCAGGAUAGUAUUAAUCUGUGCUAAACGAACCUUAUGUGUGGCUUUUUCUAUCCUGCCGUAUGGGGAGAGCUUACGAAUCAGUGAUCUAAAAAUGGAAGGGCAGAAACAGCGACAUCCUUCUGGUGGUGUUUCAGUCUCUUCAGAGAUGGUUCUUGGAUUGGAAGGAGUGGAGCUUGGAGCUGAUGGCAAGGUUGUGUCCUAUGCAAAGUUCUUGUAUCCAACCAAUGCCCUUGUUGGCCGCAAAAUUGAUAAUCAUGGUGCUGUUCCUUCAUGUCGAUUCAGUGCUUCACGGAGCCUUACGGGGUCAAGACAUAAAACUGUAACCACUAAAACAAUACCACCAGGAACAGAAAUAGGAAACGAAGUUGGUGAGUCAUCAGAGUAUAAUCCGAAUCUCCUGGAUGAUCCUCAAUGGCCUUGUGGGAAACACAAGCGUGUUCUCAUCUUUGCAUCUUACAUGACCACAGUAAUCGAAUAUGUGAAACCCUCAGACCUUAAAAAGGAUAUGAAUGAAACUUUUAAAGAGAAGUUUCCUCACAUCAAGCUAACGCUGAGCAAAAUUAGAAGCUUAAAAAGAGAGAUGUGGAACCUGAGUGAAGAGUGCAAUCUAGAGCCAGUUACUGUGUCAAUGGCAUAUGUUUACUUCGAGAAGCUUGUUCUCCAAGGCAAGCUCAACAAACAGAACCGCAAACUGUGCGCUGGUGCUUGUGUGCUUCUUGCAGCCAAGAUCAGCAGUGAUCUCAGGAAACAUGAAGUUAAACACCUUAUUGAUAAACUAGAAGAAAGAUUCAGAUUCAACAGACGAGAUCUCAUUGGAUUUGAAUUUACAGUGCUUGUAGCUUUGGAGCUGGUCCUCUACCUUCCUGAAAACCAAGUUUUACCUCAUUAUAGACGUCUCACACAGCAAGCCUGACCAAAGCUACAUUCCAGCUGCUCACCAGUGGCUCUGGGGAUUAACAGCAUUACUGAACAUUUUGCUCCUGAAUUUGACACUUGCCACUGACCUUCUCUGUCACAAUGUGCAUCAGCUCAUGCCUACAGCUAGUUUGAAGACUGCAGCAUGAUUUUUAAACAGUCAAGAUGUACAUUAACGAUACAGGUACCAAGUCUGUAUCAGGAGAUGGUACAGAAAGGGUUGUCUUGAACUUUAUUUUCCUUUGGACAUUAAAGCACAAAUGAUUCACAAACUAGCUGCCUUUGUGGCUGCUGGUUAUUCUGUAUUUUCCUUUUCAAUUUUACUAGGAAAUGGUCAGUUCUUCCCUACAAAGGAUGCUACGCUAUUGUUCUCUUAGAUUGCUUCGACCUUUAUUUUCUUCCUUGAAACUAAAGGGAGCAACACUUCCAUUCAAAGAAAUCAUAAACUUCAAAUAGUGUAUCUGAGAAUUUUCUUGCAUUUUUACAUUAAUAAAAUGCAUACUUUAUUUUUUUAAAGAUGUGCCUAAAAUUGACUGGUCUGGUACCAGUACUUUUCAAGUUACUUACGUUGCAUAAUAGUGAAUCCUGAAUUUAAAUAGCAAUGUAUCCUUUACCUGCAUUUGCCUUGCAUAUAGUGAAAACAAUUCCAGUAUAUCUGCACUAAUAUUACAGAGGGGAUUUGUAUUAUAGAUCUAUAGGUAGCAAGUCUGAAACUAUUCUAGUUCAACUUCUUUAACUAUUAAUAUGUGAAUAAAGGUUUUAUUUUAAAAAAGGAAAGAGAUUGGAAAUCUGUCAUGAAAUAUCACUUGUUGAACACAUUAGCUGCAGCAAAGCAGCUUGGAGUUCAUUCUUGUAGUUCAUUGUUCAAUUGGAGAUAAGAAAUUGACUUACAGGUGAGAGGAAAUCACCAUAUUAUCGUUUAUAAUUUUGAUUUAUGCCACUGUUUACUAUAGUCUGAAACUAAGCACCUUUUUAAACAUGACCAUGUCUAUCAUGAGUGAUCUUUCUCUGCUCUGUACACAAGUGUUUCAGCCAGUACUGCUAUCACUUCCAAACCAAGCCAAUGAAACAAAGUAUGUCCAGUUGUUAAAUUGUUACUUUUUACUCAGUUCUUCCACACAUUGUGCCACUGUGAUGGGCCUUAUGAAACUGGCAUUUGUUGCACAUUUGUUUGAUCAGCCAUUCAGUUAGAGGUUAAUGUUCAGCAGCACUCUGUUUAUGCAAGGGUUAAAUAACUUCUUCCACUGUUGCCCAGACAUUUGGUUUAAACAAUUCUGAAACAUGUUGUACCUUUAGCGAUACAGUUAGUUGCUCUUGGGGUUUUUUUCUAAGCAAUAUUAUGAUACAAAUAAAUGUUUGCGUAUGUGUUUGCAAGGGACAAAAAUAAUACACAAUUUCUCAAUGUCCAAGUAUUUGUUUGUGACUAACUUAGAUACUAGAUCUCUUCCUGAGGUAAAAAGGCUACCUGGUCUCUGAUACAUGGAGUACUGUAAAUUUCAACUCCUUUGUUCACCACCUGCGUUUGUGGUGGCCACUAAAUAAGAACAAACAUAAAACUGAAGUCUUGCUAUUCAACUACAUUUUACCUAAGUCCAGUUUGACUUCAGUGAAACUGAAGCAAACUUAGUAGAGCCUUUCUUUUUAAGCAGCACUUGAAAGGUAUUUUAUACAUCUAACUUCAGUAAUACUACUCAAGUCCUAAACCUAGUAGCUCUAUUUAACAACUUGAGUGCAAGUAAAUAUGCACCUUCUCGUCAAUGCGCAGGACAUGAAUUUUAGAAAGCUGCUUCUCUGUAAAGUUUAACAUGCAUGAUAAUUUCUUAAUCUGGGAGAAUUUUACAAACUUUCUAAAUUGGAAGAUAGCUAACAUCCAACUUGCCAACUGAAUUUAUUUUCCAAAAGAAAGGUUAGAAAAUUGUCGGUUGUUUGCUAAAGUUCUAUACUGAAUAAUUAGUGCCAGUUUUAUAAGUUCUAUUUUACUAAAGUAUUAGACUAACACUUGUGGGUUGCCAACUUACUUUUUUUUUUUUAAUUAAUGCAGUGCACUCAAUUUAUAAUGGACCAUUAUCUGCUACAGCUUUCUCCAAAUCAGUCAAUACCUUUUCUUUAUCUAAAUAUUGACAAACUUAAUAUGGAACUUUAGUGUUUGGGGAAGUGGUAAAAGUAAAACUUCUCACAGUUUUUGUCCAAAAAAUGUAAGAUCAUUUGUCAUGUUACUAUAAAUGUCUAAAACUGUAGUGCUCCAAGUCAACUUGUGCUCCUGCUGUUAAUUAUAGGAGUUAAAUUGCUUUAAACUAAUAUGUAACGGAGAAAAGAUGCUCUGACUGAAAUGUAAACCUUAAAGUCUAAUCCUGCAAUCCUUCAUCAGACAUGGACUGCAAUGGAAGCUGUGCCUGAGUAAGGAUGCAGGUUGUUGCUUCAGUGUGUAAAUGGGCAAGUUGGGUUUAUUCUUCCAGCAAAAUGUAGAAUUACACCUUCCUAAGAUAAAGCAUGUAUUCUUCAGAGCAGUGUUUUAAGUAAAGGCUUUACUGUAAUAGGUGCUCAUUUUAAAGCUCGGUUUGUGAACAUCCAAAGCUCUAAAGCCCUAGAUAUUAUGGGUGAAAAUUGUAUCAUGGGAAUGGUCUAUUUAUAUACAGUGUUCACUGUGUGUAAAUUUCUAUAAGAAAUGGAAGGAAACUCUUCUGUAACACCAUAGAAAUCUUGUUUCAAGUCUGAAGAUGGGUUAUUGAUCCCAAAUUGUCAUUUUAACCAACCGUCUACAACUUGUAUGUUGAGUACCUUUUUCUGUGACUUAUCUGUACAGAAAUGGUGAUCCUGUUGGCAAAGGCAGUAGUGUGUGUGUGUGUAAUGUUUUAUAGGAGUUAGCAUUCUCUACCCUAAAUUGGCUUAGAGUCCUAUUUCAGUUAAGCCUCAUUGUGAUGUAUUUAUCUUGUUAUAGAAAAGCUGCCACUGUGUGGUAGAAAAUUAUUACUGCAAUGUUAUCAAUGUCUAAACCAAAAUGGGACCCAACAUAACAUUCUGAGAGAGAGGUUACACUUUUUCAUGCAAAAACAAAAUCUUUUUUCCUUUAAAGAGAAAUGCUGGUCUCUUUACAUUUGGGGGUGUGGUUUAAUUAUGUAUCACAUGUAAAUAUGGUGCUGCUUAGAUUCAGCGCAACGAAAAGACUCUUGAUAGGAGCUUGUACAUUUUUAUGUAAACUGUUAUAGUUUUGUGUCUUAGUAAAUUAAAUUAAAGUCUCUUGUUUGUAAUUUGUCUAAUAUUCUUUUGAUGAAAUUGUGGGAUUGAGAAGCUGUGAAAUAAAAUUUGUUUUGAUACAUA
Molecule: messenger RNA, 4790 nt
Organism: Malaclemys terrapin pileata
Lineage: Eukaryota; Metazoa; Chordata; Testudines; Emydidae
Gene: CABLES2
Product: Cdk5 and Abl enzyme substrate 2
Exons: 9
Coding region: 1-1470 (489 amino acids)
Biological process (GO): regulation of cell cycle
Source: RefSeq, a predicted model, not a curated record